Molecule: messenger RNA, 936 nt
Organism: Miscanthus lutarioriparius
Lineage: Eukaryota; Viridiplantae; Streptophyta; Magnoliopsida; Poales; Poaceae
Source: the annotation of a GenBank genome assembly
AUGGUGUCCAGGACGCCCACGAAACCACCGCCGUCGCCCAAGCUCGGUGCCGGCAGCGUCACCCCGUCGAAGCCGUCGCCGACGCUGGUGGCGCGCCCCGGCCGUGCUCUCCGCCGCCGUCUUUCCCCCGCCACCACCAAGCGCCGCGGGAGCCCGCUCAAGUCGCUCGCGUCUGCGCCCGCCGCCGUCGCCGCCUCCUUUGACCGCUCCAUCCGCUCCUGCCGCCGCCGCCUCCUUAAGCUCUUCGCCCGCCUCGCCGUCCUUGGAAGCCCGCGCAAGCGCCGGGCUGCCGCCGCGGGGUUCCAGCGCCUCCGCUCCUCCUCAACUCCUCCUCCGCCGCCGCCGCCUUCGCAGAACCCCGCGGUCCGCGCGCAGUCCGCGGCGCUCCCGCCGCCGCCGUCACCGGGGAGGCCGACGCUGUUCCUCGACCUCGACGAGACGCUCAUCCACUCCCAGACGGACCCACCGCCCUCGCGGUUCGACUUCACCGUGCGCCCCGUCAUCGGUGACCAAGCGGUCACCUUCUACGUCGUCAAGCGCCCGGGCGUGGAGGCGUUCCUCCGCGCGGCGGUGGAGAUCUUCGAGGUCGUCGUCUUCACCGCCGGGCUCCAGGAGUACGCCUCCCUCGUGCUCGACCGCCUGGACCCUGACGGGGAGGUGUUCGCGCACCGCCUCUACCGCGGCGCUUGCCGCGACGCCGGUGACGGGAGGCUCGUCAAGGAUCUCGCCGCCACCGGCCGCGCGCUGGACCGCGCUGUCAUCGUCGACGACAAUCCCAAUGCGUACGCUCUGCAGCCGGAGAACGCCGUCCCGGUGGCCCCGUUCGUGGAUGAUGACAACGAUCAGGAGCUGCAGAGGGUGAUGGCCUUCUUGGACGUUGCCGCGGGGUACGAAGACACCCGGGAUGCCAUCAAGGAUCUCGUCACGGCAAACUGA